Messenger RNA from Microcebus murinus (gray mouse lemur), 3188 nucleotides. Lineage: Eukaryota; Metazoa; Chordata; Mammalia; Primates; Cheirogaleidae. The record is from RefSeq and is a predicted model, not a curated record.
GUGAUGUCCAGCUUGGUUUCUGUACCGAAGUUAAUUUAUUUGAGGAUAUUUCCUUAGAACCGAGUAUGACCCCCAUUUGGGGGUUCAUUGAAAACGGCAAGACAGAUUUACUAAAGGCGCUUGUAGCCGUUUGGGAGUUUAGUCAAGUUUGGAGUCAUCACAAGUUUGCUUACAAUUUUCAGGGGUUAACUGGGUGCAGAGAGUUUGAUAAAUCAAAAUAUUCCCUGGCCGUCUUGGAAGAGAUCACCAGUUGCUUUUGGGUUGAGGCCCAGUCUCUACUUCUCCAAGUUCUUAAUGUCUCCAUCAGGAUUUUGUCUCCAUCAGGAUAAUGUCUCCAGGAUUUUCCACAGUGUAUCACCUGUGGUUUAGUAGCAUUUUAAUCUUUACUACCUGUUGCAAAUGUUCUAAAGACAUCUUAGUUGUGUCCUUAACGCCCUUUUGUGAGGUUAGGGGACAUAUCACAAUAUCUGAUUUAUAGAGGAGGGAAUGGGCAAAGAAGGAUGAGGUAAAUUAGGUUAGAUCCUAUAGCUAGUGAGGGGCAGGCCUGGGAAGGAAUUUUAGCCUUGGGCUGGUAACCAGGCAGGUAUUCCUCCUGUGGUUUGUGUGGUUCAUUCCUGAAAUAAAACCCAAUUCUACCCCAGUUCCAUGGGCUUCUGCCUAGUGAUUCUGACAAGAGCCUGGGCCCAGAGCCCAGGAGAAGUGUCAGAAAAAGUUACUUUCUUCCUGAUUCCCAGAAAGAUAGCUAUCCUGGGAAGGAGCUGCCUUGGUUCUUAAUGCAAUGGGUUGGAGUUUCUCUUCUUGAAAGAGCUUUCUGGCCCUGUUUUUCCUUAAUCUGGCCUAUCCAAAGUAGGUUUUGGUGCAAAAGUGAUUAAAGACUAGAAAGGGUCAAGACUGAUCUGGCUGCUACAGUUUCUGGGGCACAUGCUGCUUUGCCCUGACUGGACCUGGAGUGGUAGGGAGCAGGCAUGCUUGGCUAGGUGAUGAUGGCUCAACCAAUGAAAGAGCAGAGAAGUUGGGUACAUGUAAAGGGAUAUCCUCGUUCAGAGCACAACAGACAACUGUUCGAGCCCUUAUUGCCAGCCUGUCCCUCCUUUCCAAACCACUCUUCCCAUGUUUCUUUGAGGGGACCAGCAGGUGGAGAGACAGACAGGUCUUUGGAGGAGAGUAAGAUUUGAGACUUGUAUGAUCCUUCCUCCAUUCUGCCUUCCCAGAAGCUACAGCAUGAGCCAGUGGGCAAGUGGCCACCCACUGAGGGCUGCUGCUUUGCUGGUCCAGGAUCCUUUUAGGGUGAUUGGCUUGAAUUGCUGCCCCUGGUCUGACCUGUGCAUCAUUGUUUGGUGACACUCAACUAUCUUACCUGACUAGGAGAACUACGAUGACCCGCACAAAACCCCUGCCUCCCCAGUUGUCCACAUCAGGGGCCUGAUUGACGGUGUGGUGGAAGCUGACCUUGUGGAGGCCUUGCAGGAGUUUGGACCCAUCAGCUAUGUGGUGGUGAUGCCUAAGAAGAGACAAGCGCUGGUGGAGUUUGAAGAUGUGUUGGGGGCUUGCAACGCCGUGAACUACGCAGCCGACAACCAGAUCUACAUUGCCGGUCACCCGGCCUUCGUCAACUACUCUACCAGCCAGAAGAUCUCUCGCCCUGGGGACUCGGAUGACUCCCGGAGCGUCAAUAGUGUGCUUCUCUUUACCAUCCUGAAUCCGAUCUACUCUAUCACCACGGAUGUUCUUUACACUAUCUGUAAUCCUUGUGGCCCUGUGCAGAGAAUUGUCAUUUUCCGAAAGAAUGGAGUGCAGGCCAUGGUGGAAUUUGACUCUGUUCAAAGUGCCCAGCGGGCCAAGGCCUCACUCAAUGGAGCUGACAUCUAUUCUGGCUGUUGCACUCUGAAGAUUGAAUAUGCGAAGCCUACACGCUUGAAUGUGUUCAAGAAUGAUCAGGAUACUUGGGAUUACACAAACCCCAACCUCAGUGGACAAGGUGACCCUGGCAGCAACCCCAACAAACGCCAGAGGCAGCCCCCUCUCCUGGGAGAUCACCCCGCAGAAUAUGGAGGGCCCCACGGUGGGUACCACAGCCAUUACCAUGAUGAGGGCUACGGGCCCCCCCCACCUCACUACGAAGGGAGAAGGAUGGGUCCACCUGUGGGGGGUCACCGUCGGGGCCCAAGUCGCUACGGCCCCCAGUAUGGGCACCCCCCACCCCCUCCCCCACCACCCGAGUAUGGCCCUCACGCCGACAGCCCUGUGCUCAUGGUCUAUGGCUUGGAUCAAUCUAAGAUGAACUGUGACCGAGUCUUCAAUGUCUUCUGCUUGUAUGGCAAUGUGGAGAAGGUGAAAUUUAUGAAAAGCAAACCGGGGGCCGCCAUGGUGGAGAUGGCUGAUGGCUAUGCUGUGGACCGGGCCAUUACCCACCUCAACAACAACUUCAUGUUCGGGCAGAAGCUGAAUGUCUGUGUCUCCAAGCAACCAGCCAUCAUGCCCGGUCAGUCAUACGGGCUGGAAGACGGGUCUUGCAGUUACAAAGACUUCAGCGAAUCAAGGAACAACAGGUUCUCCACCCCGGAGCAGGCAGCCAAGAACCGCAUCCAGCACCCGAGCAACGUGCUGCACUUCUUCAACGCUCCGCUGGAGGUGACCGAGGAGAACUUCUUCGAGAUCUGUGACGAGCUGGGGGUGAAGCGGCCGUCUUCUGUGAAAGUAUUCUCAGGCAAAAGUGAACGCAGCUCCUCCGGGCUGCUAGAGUGGGAAUCCAAGAGCGAUGCCCUUGAGACUUUGGGCUUCCUGAACCAUUACCAGAUGAAAAACCCAAAUGGUCCGUACCCUUACACUCUGAAGUUGUGUUUCUCCACCGCUCAGCACGCCUCCUAAUUAGGUGCCUAGGAAGAAUCUCAUCUGAGCAGGAAAACGUUUCUCUUUCCUUUAUGCUGAUUUGUUUUUUCAUCUUAUUUUAUUAUUUUUUUUUUGGCAAAAGUUCUUGUAUUCCUUUUUUUAAUGUUAGGUUAGUAGAGGCUUAACCAUAAUGAAAACGCUGGAAGUCUGGAGGGGGAGGGAGAGGGAACUGAUAUCUCCCAAGAUUAACCUUCACUUUUUAAAAAUUACUGUACAUGUGAUUUUUUUUUCCUGUUCAUACAUUUGUGCUGCCCAUGUACUCUUGGCACAUUUCAAUAAAAUUGUUUGGAAAAUAAACA